Molecule: messenger RNA, 606 nt
Organism: Ostertagia ostertagi
Lineage: Eukaryota; Metazoa; Nematoda; Chromadorea; Rhabditida; Trichostrongylidae
Source: the annotation of a GenBank genome assembly
AUGGUACAAAGUGACAAGAAACAGUGGAAAGCCUAUGGUGGAUCCAAUGAAGCGAACCACGCUAAUGAACGACAGCCGUUAUCCCCUCCCGACGACUUCUUAUCCAUAUCUGCGUCUCCGAUCGGUCAUUCGGCUAGAAUGCGCCAUUUAUCUGAAGCGGGCCACUCUGGAUCUGAAACGGACGCUGAUGACUUCGUGCUCCUGGAUUCCAUAUCAAAGCGAACGUUGUUUGACCUGAUCGGCGCACUUAAUAUAGCAUAUCCGGAUUAUGACUUCAGUGAUGUGAAGAGCAAUAGCUUUUCUCUGAUUCCGAACGUUGUGAUGGAGGCGGUUGACAACAAAUUUUCUGCUACUGUGAAUGGCUAUGCGUCUAUGCGUGACGAACUGUGGUUGGCCGUUGAUGCUGAAAUUCAGCCAAACGAUUGUCGGAUAUACAGCUUCAAAUCAAACUAUGCUGACGACCCAUUCUCGGAAGACGGUUGCUUGUGGUGCCUGAAUUUCUUCUUUCACAACAAAUCUCUGAAGCGUCUCAUGCUGUUGUCUUGUCGUGCACUCUCGCAAAAUGGAGCUCUGGGCGAGUCCCUGUGGGAUUUGGAUGAGGAAUAA